Molecule: messenger RNA, 973 nt
Organism: Spea bombifrons (plains spadefoot toad)
Lineage: Eukaryota; Metazoa; Chordata; Amphibia; Anura; Pelobatidae
Gene: DCK
Product: deoxycytidine kinase
Exons: 7
Coding region: 66-872 (268 amino acids)
Biological process (GO): nucleobase-containing compound metabolic process
Cellular component (GO): cytoplasm; mitochondrion
Molecular function (GO): deoxycytidine kinase activity; ATP binding
Source: RefSeq, a predicted model, not a curated record
CCAAAACUCAAACUAGGCGGGAGAUACACGGCAGUUAGUGACACAAGCUGUACUGAGUAAAUAGGAUGGCUACCCCACCGAAAAGAAUCUGCACGGACCUUCUCCCAUCUCCUACCUCCUCACCAGGCAGGGGCAGCAAGGUCAAGAGGAUCUCCAUAGAGGGCAAUAUUGCUGCAGGCAAAUCUACGUUCGUUAAUAUUCUGAAGAAAACCAACGAGGAAUGGGAAGUUGUUCCUGAACCCAUAGCAAGAUGGUGCAAUGUCCAAAGCCACCAGGAUGAAUUUGAGGAGCUAACAACCUCUCAGAAGAGCGGUGGCAACCUUUUACAGAUGAUGUAUGAAAAGCCAGAGCGGUGGUCCUUCACUUUCCAGUCAUACGCCUGCCUGAGUCGCAUCAGGGCUCAACUCAAAGCUUUUGGGGGAAAGCUAAAAGAAGCAGAAAAUCCUGUGCUCUUUUUUGAACGCUCUGUGUAUAGUGAUAGGUAUAUUUUUGCAUCCAAUCUGUAUGAGGCAGAGUGCUUGAAUGACACUGAGUGGACUGUUUACCAGGACUGGCACGAAUGGAUGAAUAACCAGUUUGGAGCUGAUCUUCAAUUAGAUGGAAUCGUUUAUCUCCGAGCCACACCAGAGAAAUGUUUAAACCGUAUUUACUCCCGUGGGAGGGAAGAAGAGCAAGGGAUUCCCAUGGAGUACCUUGAGAAGCUUCACUUCAAGCAUGAGAGCUGGCUUCAUCACAGGACCAUGAGGAUGGACUACGAUUACUUGCAAGAAAUCCCCAUUCUAACUUUGGAUGUCAAUGAAGAUUUUAAGGAUGACCGACAAAAGCAAGAAAAUCUUAUCGAAAAGGUUAAAGAAUUCUUGAGCACUUUAUAGCGUUCUGAAGAAUGAUCGCUGAGUGCCUGUUUUAGAAUAUUGAAGUCCACUGGCUCAAAGGAUUUUAGAGAUGUGUACAACAAAAACGGCAAACUCAAUUG